GGCAUCACGUGACUAGAGGGUUUAAAAGGAUAAGCAUCAGUUUGAACUCCACUUUUGAGCGUCGCUCGUGUUGCACCCCGGUCGCUUCUUGGAGUUACUAACUUUCAGGGACUAUACUUAUAUACUAAAGAACCAAAAAUGUCCGGAUUGAAAAAAGCAGCACCUGCAAAGGUUGACCCCAAAAAGCCAGAACCCAAAAAAGAAGAACCCAAAAAAGAGGAGCCCGCUGCUGAAAAAUCUGAACAAAAACGAAGCCAACGUGCAACUUCAAAUGUGUUUGCUAUGUUCCGGCCAAAUCAAGUACAAGAAUUUAAAGAGGCUUUUACUAUGAUUGAUCAGAACCGAGAUGGUGUUAUUGAUCUUGAAGAUCUCAAGGAUAUGUACUCAAAUUUAGGCCGAAUUCCCCCAGAUUCAGAAUUAAACGAAAUGUUGAAAGAAGCUCCCGGAACUCUUAACUUCACAACGUUCCUUAACUUAUUUGGUGAAAAAAUGGGCGGAACUGACCCAGAAAAUACGAUCGUCGAUGCCUUCGCCAUGUUUGAUGAUGAUGGCAAGGGAUGGUUACCAGAAGAGUAUGUGAAAGAUUUACUGGAAAAUAUGGGUGAUAACUUCACAAAAGACGAGAUUAAACAAACGUGGAAGGAAGCACCAAUAGAAAAGGGCAAAUUCGAUUAUAAAUCUUUCACUGGUUUGAUCAAGGGUAAACAGUCAGAAGAGGAAAUAGCUGCAUAAAAGACGAAGUCCAUCCAUAAACUUUAUAUAUUUAAUCAACCCCGAUCCCCGGCGUGUGACCCUCUUAGUCUUAAUGACAUGACAAACUGGGAGCAGAGAGGAUUAUUCGCGACAUGGGUGAACUGUAGUGAUAUGAGAAAUUAGAAUAUAAAAGAAAUAAACCAACAUUAGCGGAAUCAUUCGGGCCAAAGAGUGUUCAGCAUUCCAUUACUGAUAUUAGAUGACGGCAGGACAGAAGUUUCCAAAUUAAUAAAAAAAAAUAAAUAAAUAAAGUCUACCGGGCAUCAUCAUCGAGCGCUCCUAAGUCACUCUGCAUUUUAGACCUUCGCUUCUGUUCACGGUAUGUGAUAACCUAAUUAAGAAAGUGUUAUAAGAAACGGUAUUGUUUGAUCGAGGCUUGCCUCACCCUUCUGUUGGCCCGAAAGGUUACAAUGAUGUCCCCAAGGAAAUCAUGGACAAUAAUUGUUGCUUCAAGCAACGUAAGGAUAUAUGAUGCUGUUUUAUGUACUAUAUAUAUGUAAAGUCUGACCUGUUGUUUUCUAUUGUGAGAUACAUGUGUUAUAUACAUUACAUAAACAUACACUGUACCGAGCAUUGUGUGAUCUCUCUAGAUUAAGCGCUUAAUACACUAAGCAAGUACUUGCUGCUGGGGUGCAGCUAAUACCACCAGGCAGCACCUUCUGCAUGUCUUUUCCCUGAUGUGAAAUGUUUGUAUGUGUUCUAAUUUAUUAAUAAAACCUGUGCACAGUGAA
Molecule: messenger RNA, 1484 nt
Organism: Patella vulgata (common limpet)
Lineage: Eukaryota; Metazoa; Mollusca; Gastropoda; Patellidae
Product: myosin regulatory light chain, smooth muscle
Exons: 7
Coding region: 139-732 (197 amino acids)
Cellular component (GO): cytoplasm; myosin II complex
Molecular function (GO): calcium ion binding; myosin heavy chain binding
Source: RefSeq, a predicted model, not a curated record